AUGGAUAAUUACCGUACAUCCCUGAAAAAAAUGGCGGAUGACAUCAUAUCCUUGCGCCAACACAUUUCCACGCUGGAGAGGGAAAACAGUGCCUUGAGACGCAACCUUGCCUUACAUGAAGACAUUGGCCGGGCACUUCUACAGGACAUUGACCUAGACGUUAUGACCAAGGCAGAAAUAGUCGACAGGAUACUGACCCUCAAGAAAAAAUUAACUUCCGGGGCUCGGGAGAUGGCUCGGAUGAAGGAUCGGAUUCAGAGGCUGCAAAACGAAUUGAUUCGGAAAAACGACCGAGAGAAAGAUCUCGUGAUGUUACAACGAGCCCAUCAACAACAGCAGAUGGUCCUUAGAAAAUACCAAGCCAAGAUCGCCCGGAUGCAAACUCUUGAAGAUGCCGUCAGGCAACAGGAGAAGGUAAUCGGGAGGAUGGAGAAGAUGCUGGAAGGGAAGAUGAAGGAACGAAUCAAAGAAGCCUCCUUUGGAGAGCUAUCCAAAACAGCCGGUGACAACUGGUCCAAAGAUGUCUACUCCACCCUACUGAUGGAGAAUGUGAGGCUACGGGACGAACUGGGGAAAUCCACUUUUCAUGCCCCCAUCAUAUUACAGCAACAGGCCUUACCAGAUGCAUUUUCAACCAGCUCCGAGAAGCUCUCCUUGGUUUCAAAGCUGGAGAAGGCUGAGGCCCGCAUCCUUGCCUUGGAAAACCAGCUGAUGGACUCUGCCAAGAACUGGGGGCGAGAGAAGCAGAAUUACAACACAAAACUGCUUGAAAAUGACCUCGGAUUUGACCGAUCGACACCCUCCGUCAUCGUUCGUGAUAUUUAUCCGAACGUGAAGGAGAAGAGCGAGGAUGAAGAGGAGAAGCCCAAAACCUCAGGGAAGGUCAUCCAAAAGUAGCCAGUUAUGGGGCUGAAUCUCCUUAUAGAAACCACAUUAAUCCAACACGACUGAAGAGUCAUUGGAGUCCAGAGCCUCCGACUGAAGUCUGGGAAUUGUUCUAUCCACUGCAGCCGAACAAGAUAUCUAUUGCGAAAUAUAUACAGUUAUAUACCUCUUUCCUGGAGAGAUGAGCUGAAUACAGACUUCUCUGUAAAAUAC
Thamnophis elegans (Western terrestrial garter snake) is the source of this 1098-nucleotide messenger RNA. It is a transcript of the gene CCDC33, whose product is annotated as coiled-coil domain containing 33. The record is from RefSeq and is a predicted model, not a curated record. NCBI's taxonomy places the organism in Eukaryota, Metazoa, Chordata, Lepidosauria, Squamata, Natricidae. The transcript has 9 exons. The coding region runs from base 1 to 897 and encodes 298 amino acids. Gene Ontology annotation, cellular component: peroxisome.